AUGCAACUGUGGGCCGACCUCGUCAAUGACCAGAGCUACACGUUCGAGAACACCUUGCGCUUCUUCCAGCGGACGGUGAAGUUCACACCUCCUGAUAAUCGCAAUCGCCCUGCAAACGCUUCUCUGCAGUACAAUCCAGACUCGUUUGAUAAGAAUGGCCAACCCCUUCACGUAUCAUACCCUACACACCCCGGAUCUUUCCCUAGCUGGAUGAAGCUCGGGCUGGAAGCAGUGGGGGUCAAUGAAACCCGAGGCUUCAACAGCGGCUGGCUACUAGGGUCUCAAUAUACGCCGUUUACUAUCCGACCGUCCGAUCAAUCGAGGAGCAGCUCGGAGUCUUCGUUCUUCGAAUCCUCUCUAUUGCAAAUGUGGAAGCUCAGGACUUUGACUAUCUACAAGAUAACCAUUGCAAGGAGAAUCCUGUUUGAUGCUCACAAACGGGCUACUGGGGUCGAGGUGAAAACCUUGGGACUGCGAUAUGUUCUGAAUGCUGAUCGGGAGGUCGUGGUCUCGGCCGGUGCUUUCCAGUCUCCUCAACUCCUGAUGGUCUCAGGCGUAGGGCCAGCCGAUACCCUUAAAGAGCACGGAAUCGAGAUCAUCGCUGACCUCCCGGGUGUCGGUCAGGAGAUGUGGGAUCAUGUCUUUUUUGGGCCGACAUACCAGGUGGCAUUGGAGUCCUACACCAGGGUCACAACCGACAUGUGGUAUCUCCUUGAACAAAUCGUCAAAUACUUAACUUCUCACCGGGGUGUACUUACUAACCCGGGUAUUGAGUACCUGGCCUUUGAGAAGCUUCCAAACCAGCUGCGGUCUUCACUCUCGCCCCAAGCCCAAAAAGACCUUUCCUGGGUUCCAAGUGACUGGCCGGAGAUAGAGGUAACAUGUUCCUUGGCUCGCAGACUGGUCGGUUAUGUUUCCGCUGACUUGAAGUGCAGUACAUAUCGGUACCAGUACAUGUUGGUAACUACUCCAUUCCGAUACUACAACCUGGGGGUGGCAGACAAUACGCUACCAUAG
Aspergillus melleus is the source of this 1017-nucleotide messenger RNA. RefSeq lists its product as uncharacterized. Gene Ontology annotation, biological process: secondary metabolite biosynthetic process. The coding region runs from base 1 to 1017 and encodes 338 amino acids. NCBI's taxonomy places the organism in Eukaryota, Fungi, Ascomycota, Eurotiomycetes, Eurotiales, Aspergillaceae. Gene Ontology annotation, molecular function: oxidoreductase activity, acting on CH-OH group of donors; flavin adenine dinucleotide binding. The transcript has a single exon. The record is from RefSeq and is a predicted model, not a curated record.